Messenger RNA from Anopheles maculipalpis, 2982 nucleotides. RefSeq lists its product as uncharacterized. The transcript is spliced from 3 exons. NCBI's taxonomy places the organism in Eukaryota, Metazoa, Arthropoda, Insecta, Diptera, Culicidae. The record is from RefSeq and is a predicted model, not a curated record. Bases 1 to 2982 code for a protein of 993 amino acids.
AUGUUGUGCGUACAUCCAUCCGAUCAUGCGGAUGGUAGAAAGGGCUUGAUCUACAAGCUAGCCCAUGCCUGUCACAUUCGCCAAUGGAGAAAUAAAUGCGGCAUGCGUCGCCCAUCACUGGGACAGAAUGAAGACGACCUUAGUCGUCUGACAACGAUUAUCUCCCCGACCAGUAUCAGCCUUUCAUCGAACGGUCAGUCUGACCCGGUGGUGGUAGUCGAUCGUCACGAUGUCGUUAGCUGCGGUCGAACAAAAACGAACGGCAGUAGUAGUAGCAGCAGCAGCAGCAGCAAUAGCAGCAGCAGCAGCAGUAGCACUAGCAUCAGCAAUGGCGUCGGCAAUACGAUCAGCAAAACCAGCAGCAGCAGCAGCAGCAGCAGCAAUUGCCCUGCAAGCAACAACAGUGCCGGCGGACUUGCCAGUGUUGAUGGUAGCAGCGCAGCAAGUCGUAAAGGGAGCAAGAAGUGCAGCAGUAGCAGCAGCAGCAGCCACAGCAUCAACAGCAGCAGUAGCAACGAUGAGAGAGUGAAUGUAAUCGGUGGCAACAACAGCAUCAGUAGCGAUGACGUUGAUAUUGGUGAUGGUGGAGACGAGCCGCAGUGCACUCUACCGGCACCUCCACCGACGGUACUGGUCAAUCAGUAUCUGCCGAAUCUGAUCAACUCGUCCGAGUGGCAGAAUUGCCGCAAGCGCAAGGAACGUCAGGAUAGUACCUCCUCGAUCAGCCAGGACCGGAAGCUUAUCCGCUCGAACAGUGAGGAACAUCUGCCCAACUGUCAGGAGGUUAUCAGGCGGGUGUCAUCGCACGAAGACUUCAAGAAACGAACGGCAGGCGUAGUGUUGGUAGAGAUUUCGAUCGACAAAGAGAACAUCAUCGCGGAGGAAACGAUCGACGGUGAGAUUGAUGAGGAUGGUGGUGUACAGCAACAGCAGCAGGUGUUUGAGAAGAAUCUGAAAAACAGUGCGGAUGAUUUGAAGAAAUUCUUCAUCGGAAGUGUUGAAAGUGUUGGCAAUGGUGGUAAGGAUCAUCACCACCAUUCUCAUCACCAUCAUCACCACCAUCAUCAUGGUAACCAUCUGUACCAUCAUCUAGGUGGAAAUCACCAUCUGCAUCAUUCCGGGAGCAAAUCACAGCAAUCGCAUCAUCGUCUAUCGCCGUGCCGUGACAUUCUUAAGUCCCGCCGUGACUCGGACAGUGAGCAGGAUGGUGAGCACGAGCGGCGACGGCACUGUGAGCGUUUCUCCAAGACACGUCCACCGCCUGGUCGAAAGUCGGUAUCGCCUCGUGCCCGGAACAGCUCGUCGAAGCACACGAAGCUCGCAGUGAAGGCAGCCACCGUUGGUGGAUCGGUGUUGUUAGCUGGAAAUGAUCAUUUCUACUCCAAGCACGAUACACACCCGAGCGGUAAAUUGGAACGGCGAGUACGAUCCUCUAGCAAGCACCGAGAGCACCACCAGCAGCAGCAGCAGCAAGAUGCCACACUGCAGGACGAUACUAUGAUGGGGGAUGGGGCGAUUCCAUUGUCAGACUACAAUGACAACAACGUGCUGGAGAAGAACCAAGCCAUCGAGGAAGUAUCCAAGUUAAUCGAUGAUGAAGAGAUAGAACCACUGCGGCAGGAACAGAAGCCAGAAGUACAGGAACCACUUUCACCACGCGAAAAGCUUCCCUGGGGCCAAUCCUAUCCGGAUGAUACACCGGCGCUGGUCUGUCAACGGUUUGCCGACGAUAAGUUUGAUCAUGCCAAGCGCAUGGAUUCGGCAUCGCACGCCAAACUGCGUCCGGUCGCUUCCGGAAGCUCGUUGAAGCUGUACGGUGCGCAUCAUAUGAGUGCGGAAAAUGCACCCUCAUCAGCCUUGCAUCAUCACCAUCAUCAGAAAUCGGGCUCUGGACCUACUGCUGCCGCUAACAACAUGUUCGACGAGCGUAUAAAAACGAUCAACCGGAAGCUCGGUACGUUGAAGAAGAAGCUAACACAGUUCGAGGAUCGGUUCGAGCUCGAGAAUGGGUGUCGUCCAACACACGGUGACAAGUCGGCUGAUCCGGCAACGAAAAGUGUGCUGGUGGAGAUACACAAGCUGCGCAAGGAGAAGAAUCAGAUCAAAGCGGAUUUGGCCGUAUUUUCGGCGAAAGUAUCAUCAGCACAUGGUGGAACCAUGCUGGCGGGACAGAGGCAGCAGACCAGCGGUGAGAACGUGGAGGAUGAUACAGCAGAAGAGAAACGGUUGGCCAAGAUGAAGGAUACGAUUGCGGACAUUGAAAAGCGCCUCUCGGAGAAACGUGACACGGAACAACGGAGCGAAAAUCUGGAGAUGCUGUCGAACGUGCAGCUGACGGAGGAGAAAGCCUCCGUCCAGCGUGCCCUACUGUAUCUGGAGUCCAUGUAUGGUCGACCGGCGAGCCGCGAGGAACGUGACGCGGCCCGACCCCUGUACGACCGAUACCGGCUAAUCAAACGGCUGGUGAAUCGUGCCAACUCGAUCAGUGGCCCGUGCGGUGUGGCCAACUCACAGAUGCCAACCAUUCUUGAGCACGAGGCGCUCGCAAUCGUUGGUACAACGACACCGUCCACAGAUAUCUCACCCCCAUCGGCCACCUCCAUGAUCCAGUCGCCUACGGACACAACGACCGCCAGCAGCAGCACCACCACCACCACCGGUCAGCUAUCAGCGGACGAUUCCGAAGGUAAUGCCACCAUCUCGACCACAACAACCAACAACACGACCAGCAGUUCCGCAACGGAAAACAUCCACUCAAUGACGGCGGACGAACUGUGGCAGCAUUACGAUGCGACACGCGAAGAAAAGAAGGAACUGCGCCGCACGAUCAAAGACUUUGAGCAACAGUUCGAAGAGACGACCGGCCGGAAGAUGCUUAAAUCGGACCGCAAAUCGAUCGAGGAUACGUACGCUCUCUACAAGCAGAAGAAGGCCAAACUGCGGCUAAUCGAUGCACUCUUCAAGAAGCAAAUGCAGGCUUAA